AUGAAGUUUUUUACCGAACCAGGACCAGUGAUGAGAGAGAUCACCGAGGAGGAAUACGAAAUAGGAGUCAUCAACUAUCGGGAACACGAACCAAUCAUCAUUACCGUGAAUGAUGUCCAUGGAAUUACACAUAUUCAGGACUUCAUCAAUUUCAAUCCUCCAGUCCCCGUGAUUGAGGUAUCAAACCCAGACAGAAUCGAGACGACGGGGAAAGAGCCUAGUAGUGGAUCUCAAGAAAUAGUAGAGAUGGUAGAGAAUAACCACACGCCUACCAAGGAAUUGAGCGACAGGGAAAAUCUACAGAUGGGAGAAGUCAAGAACCCUGCUAUCACCAAGGAAUCAAGUGAUAAGGAAAGCCUGGAAAUGAUAGCCAUAGAUAUGGAUGGAAAAGAAACACGCAUCACAUGGCGAGGUAUCAUUACACCAGAGUGA
Molecule: messenger RNA, 432 nt
Organism: Botrytis sinoallii
Lineage: Eukaryota; Fungi; Ascomycota; Leotiomycetes; Helotiales; Sclerotiniaceae
Exons: 1
Coding region: 1-432 (143 amino acids)
Source: RefSeq, a predicted model, not a curated record